Molecule: messenger RNA, 738 nt
Organism: Fusarium pseudograminearum CS3096
Lineage: Eukaryota; Fungi; Ascomycota; Sordariomycetes; Hypocreales; Nectriaceae
Exons: 2
Coding region: 1-738 (245 amino acids)
Biological process (GO): pyridoxine biosynthetic process
Molecular function (GO): FMN binding; pyridoxamine phosphate oxidase activity
Source: RefSeq, a predicted model, not a curated record
AUGGCUCUUCAUUCAGCAGAUACCUCGAAGCUCAUAUUUGCCCCUGCGGGUCAUCAAGCUACAGGCCAGGCAGAGCAGUUCACAAAGGGCACUCUUGUACGCUCUCAGCUUAACUCAGAAUCUCCCAUUCCUCAAUUCCAUUCUUGGUUCUCGCGUGCCCAGGAAAACGAUUCUGGUGUCGAACACCCAGAAACAUGCACCCUAUCCACUGCCUCGCUUCCUUCGGGUCGCAUCUCAUCUCGCACUGUCUAUCUCAAGGAGCUCGAUAACCGAGGAUUCGUCAUCUACACCAACCUCGGCACCUCACGCAAGUCAGCAGACAUAGCGUCCAACCCACGCGCAGCAAUGCUCUUCUUCUGGGAAGCUCUGCAGCGCCAGGUUCACGUUGAGGGACGUGUGGAGAGAAUCUCAAAGGAGGAGAGCCAGAAGUACUACGACACGCGCGCGAGAGGGAGCAGGAUCGGUGCGUGGGCCAGCAAACAGAGUCAAGUACUCGAGCCACAGGGUGAAGAUGAUGAUGGACGCAAGCAGCUGGAGGGGUGGGUGAAGGACGUUGAGCAGCGAUUUGAAGGGCAGGAGAAGAUUCCCGUACCUGACUUCUGGGGCGGUUUGAGGGUUAUUCCCGACAGAAUUGAGUUUUGGCAGGGGAGGGAGAGCAGACUUCACGAUCGGUUUGUGUAUGAGAAGGAGGAGGGAGCCGAGUCGGAAGAAUGGAAGUUGAAAAGGUUGAGUCCUUGA